AUGAUUCUGUUAGUUAUGAUCAAUGAAAUAUCAGCAUCUUCAUUUAAUCAAUCAAAGUUUUGUCCAACACCAGCUUGGAAUCCUUUUGGAAUUACUUUUACUAAUGAAACAAUACUUGGGCAAUAUCCUUUCGCUCUUUUUAUCAAUACGAACAAUACAAUUUAUACAGUUAACCAAGAGAAGAAACAAAUCUUAAUGUGGAAUAACAAUAGUAGUAAUCCAAACAAAGUUGUUAAUGUCAAUUUCGACGAAUCAUUGUCCAUCUUCGUUACAAAUAAUGGUGAUAUUUAUUAUGAUAGUGGUGAUUCAAAUGGUCGAGUUGAUAAAUUGAUAUCAAAUACAAAUAGUUCUGUUAAUGUCAUGAAUGUUGAUUCGGAAUGUUCUGGUCUUUUUAUCGAUAUUAAUGAUACUUUAUAUUGUUCAAUGAUUUUUGAUCAUAAAAUUGUGAAAAGGUGGUUAAAUGAUAGUGAAAUGAUAACAACAACUGUAGCUGGAACAGGUAUUAGUGGUUAUGCUUCAAAUGAACUUUCAUAUCCACGAGGUAUCUUUGUUGAUUUAAACUUUGAUUUAUAUGUGGCAGAUUGUGACAAUAAUCGAAUUCAACUAUUUAAAUCCGGAGAAUUAAAUGGAAUAACAAUAGUUGGACGAGGAUCAUCAAAUGACAUUAUUUCACUCUUUUGUCCAUCUGGAAUUGUAUUAGAUGCGGAUAAAAAUCUCUUUAGUGUCGAUCAAUGGAAUCAUCGUAUAAUUCGAUCAGGAUCAAAUCAUAUUCAAUGUAUAAUUGGAUGUAGUGGACAAGGAUCACAAUCCAAUCAAUUAUCCCUUCCAAUAACUCUUAGUUUCGACAUUUAUGGAAACAUAUUUAUUCUUGAUCACUCCAAUCAACGCAUUUAA
Messenger RNA from Adineta steineri, 894 nucleotides. NCBI's taxonomy places the organism in Eukaryota, Metazoa, Rotifera, Eurotatoria, Adinetida, Adinetidae. The record is from the annotation of a GenBank genome assembly.